GCCAGUACGAGUAUAUCGAUCCGUCAUACUGCUAGUACGAGAGUAUACAACAUGCCAAGAGUGGAAGUGCUAUGAGGAAUAGUAAUCGUUCCUUGUCAAUGAAGUGGAUGGCCCUAUUGACAGCUCCUGGGCGGAACACGGUCACUCCGGCGCAUAAUAGGCAAGAGAAAAGUAAGUUAAUGCGACAAGUCCUCCAAUGUGUACUCCUUACUCAUGCACAAUCCGGAUCACACGGUAUGAACACUGCGAGCUUCAUGGAAUCAAAAAGGGCAAUCACGGGGUUUGUGGUGGAAGUGAUACGAGGCACGGAGUAAAGAUUCCAGUGUCACGGUCGAUACAUCGCAGAUUCUUUUUCACGCGCUUCGAUUCGUUCCUAGAUCGCGCACGAGGAGUCGAAAGAUCUCGCUUCCUACUGACAAGGACAAGGGACGGACCGACAUCAUCAGCUUGGGAUACGCUAACAGGGGGACUUGUACGAAUCGACCUGGGCUCUCCGACAACCUUGUCGUGCAGUUCACGGUGCAGAUUGGUGCUCCGUAGCAUCGGUCAGAUCCCUCGAUUCUCGGCCAACCUUGGCUUAGUUGGCCGAAGGGGGGUGCGAGCACAUGCAGUCCAGCGGCUUCGUACAGUACAUCUUCGUACAUGCGCAGCCGCCAAAACCAAACGCCGGCCUUAUCGGGUUUGCAUCUCUCUGCCUUGGGGAGGCAUGCAUGUGCGUGCCUGUACUCCGUACGUCUGUGUGUUUUGUAUGCACGCCCGCAUCCUGUAUGCAGGCCUUUUGGGAGAUCACACGGACAAGGACAGCUAGGUUCAGAGCUUAUUGGAGGCUUACCAUGCAAUCAUGGCUCCCGUGUCUCUGUUUUACCGACCAGUUCCCUCUCGUCUUCUCAAACCCAACCGUCUGAGUGGCUUGAAAAAACGAGU
Molecule: messenger RNA, 924 nt
Organism: Trichoderma harzianum CBS 226.95
Lineage: Eukaryota; Fungi; Ascomycota; Sordariomycetes; Hypocreales; Hypocreaceae
Exons: 1
Coding region: 197-808 (203 amino acids)
Source: RefSeq, a predicted model, not a curated record